Messenger RNA from Alosa alosa (allis shad), 3963 nucleotides. RefSeq names its product murine retrovirus integration site 1 homolog (gene irag1). The transcript is spliced from 24 exons. The record is from RefSeq and is a predicted model, not a curated record. Lineage: Eukaryota; Metazoa; Chordata; Actinopteri; Clupeiformes; Clupeidae. Bases 68 to 3532 code for a protein of 1154 amino acids.
UGGACACACACACACUAACACACAACUCAACCCAACUGGACACAGUGACAUCACACACACACACAUCAUGCUCUGCCCUUCCCAGCAAAGCCAUCCAUACAGACUGGAUACAGAAACACCUAUUACACAGCUCAUUGGAGACACUCCUGAGAGAAGCUCUACUACUCUACAGUCUGAAGGCACAAGCUGCUCUGAACAAACACUCUUUCCCCUGGAAGGUGCAGAAGCAGCAGGUCCCCAGGGACUCUCACACACACUCCUGCACUCCUCCGGCACCCGUGGCGCCCCACACACACCCUCCAGCAGAGUCUCCGAUCAGGAAGAACCCAAACCCAGACCCAGACCUCCUCUACAAGGAUACACUCAGUUGCAGCAAACAGGUGGCACACACACCUGCCCUUCUGUCCUGUUAACUGGUGCAGCACAGCCAGCCGCUGAUAGAGAGCACAGUGAGAGUGUGUGUGAGAGUGUGUGUGAGAGUGUGUGUGAGCCAGACGUAUCUGGAGAGGGAGGAAACAGAGUUCCGUUCCACAGGAAGGAGUUGUGGCUUUACAGCAAGAAACACGAAGCAGGAUCAACAGCCUACUGGGACCAGGCAUCAUACGACAGACAAAGGAGCCAAUCAGCACAGCCGGAUAGAGAGGGGAGCCAAUCAGCACAGCCGGAUAGAGAGGGGAGCCAAUCAGCACAGCCAGACCAAAGUGGGUGGAGUCAAGAGUCACAGUGCCAGUCUUCAGUAAAGGAGGCGGAGCCAAUCCCCUUCCUCUUCCCUCGAACCCGCUCUCGCCCCCCCCAGGCCCCCGCCAUGCCCACGCUGCCCGAGGAGGAGGAGGACUCGCCCGACAGCAGCAGCAGCUCCCCCACAUCAUACACUCCUACUCAAGGUAAAGCGGAAGGCUGCCGUGGGCUUAAUUCUCCACAGCCCUGUCUCCCCAGACAGGCCGCCGCCAGCUGGCCCAGCCCUCCAAUCCCGACCUGUCUCGUCCGCCUGGCCAGAAACCUGGCCUCCCUGGGAGUCCCCAUCACCACUGUAGACUCUGAGGGCCAUGUGCUGGACCUGCUGAAGGAUGAUCUGCCGGAGCCUGCUCUGAGUGCAGAGGAGCGCAGUAGAAACCUGCUGCUGCUGGAGGAGGCCAAGAGGGUGAGCGAGCGCUUUCUCACCCGCAGGGGGCGCCGCAGCACCUGCAGCCUGUCUGACUCUCCUACAGGUGCCUGCUACAAAAGCGGUGUCGGCGGAGAUUGCUUCGUGGAGGUGGCAUCUGCCGUAGAUGAGUCUGAGGGAACCAGGUCUGUGGCAGAGGAGUCUGCUCACGGCCGGAACCCAAAAGGGCUGGGCCUGAGGUGGAGGAGUCUGCCUCAGCAGGGCUUGAGCGGACCAAGGUCUGUGGCGGUGGUAUCUACCGUUUGCGGUCGGAGAUCCGCUUCAGCUGAAACCAGUGUGGGUGUAACGAUGGAGUCGGGCUGUGUCUGGCAGGCGGAUCCACGGGAAAUGAGGCCGUGCCUGACAUCUAUUGAAAUGUGCAGUUUUGUUUCAGAUGCAGAGAACAUACACACUCAUGUCUUGUUGUUGCCACAUACCCAUAAGGCCUUGCGGCGUGUGGAGUGGCGUCCGAGUGAGAAGCGGAAGGUGUCCUCGGGGACGCUCUCCCCCCGCCACGCCCAGACGGGGGGUCUGAAGAAGGCCGCCUCCACGCCCGCCCCCAUGCCCGACGACAGCCCCGCCCCCACGCCCGCCACGGGCGUGGCCAAGCCAGUGCCCCGCCCCCCCAUGCAGCAGGCGCCAUGCACGGCGGAGAUCAAGACCAUCGGGGCCUUCCCGCCACUCAUGCGCGCCGUCUCCUGGGAUACGGUGGGCACGCUCAGCCUCCGCAACGACUCAUACAGUCCCGCCCCCAAGGGGGAGGAGCCAGCCGCAGCCCCGUCCUUCAGCAAGAUGUCGGGAUACAAGGACUUCCCUGUUCCACCCGUCAACCUGCAGAAGCUAUCCAAACUCAGAGAGGAACACAAGCUGAUACGGAACAACAGCAUCUCCUCCACUAAGCUGCCCGAACUGUGUGAGACGGCCGAGCAGGAGAGAGGCCCCUCCCCCUGCCCGGUCCCUGACUCCGCCCAGGAGGAGGAGUCUAAGGAGAAGACUGACGUGCUACCCAGCAUCUCUGAUGUCAUGCUGCGCAAACUCAAACUGCACAGGGGCCUACCUGGCUGUGCACCACCUCUCUCAGAGAAGGAGGUUGAGAAUGCGUUUGUGCAGUUGUCUCUGGCGUACCGUAAUGACAGCUACACGCUGGAGACGCGGCUGAAGCAGGCGGAGAGAGAGUGGAACCUCACUGAGGAGAACACAGAGAAAGAGCUGGAGGAGUUCAAGGGCUCACUCAAGGGUACAGCGUGUCUAUGGCAGAGUCUGGAGCAGAGGGAGUCCUACCAGCGCCUCCUAGAGACCAUGGCGGUACUGCAGCGCCUGGCUAUCCGCCUGUCCAGCCGAGCUGAGAUGGUUGGAGCUGUACGCCAGGAGAAACGCAUGAACAAGGCCACAGAGGUGAUGAUGCAAUAUGUGGAGAACCUGAAAAGAACCUACGAGAAGGACCACGCGGAACUCAUGGAGUUCAAGAAACUAGCCAAUCAAAACUCCAACCGCUGCUAUGGAGGUUCCAUUGAUACAGGAGAUGAUGGAAUCCCUCGGCCCUCCCGGUCCAUGUCCCUCACCAUGGGGAAGGCAAUGCCACGCAGAAGAGUCAGUGUUGCUGUGGUUCCUAAAUUUAACCUCCUUAACAUCCCGGGCCAGACACCUGGGCAGAGUCCAGGCCAAUUACCUGUCCAGGCACCUGGGCAGAGUCCAGGCCAAUUACCUGUCCAGGCACCUGUUCAGCUACUCACACAGACGCCUGGCACCAGCUGUGGACCCACUUUGGUACAGGGUCCUAGCCCUGCACUCCCAGUCCUGUGUGAAGCCACAGUGAAGACUGCUCCUCCCAGUGAUGCAACACUACACACUGCACCAGAGAGUGGGAAACAGAGUGAAUGUGACUCCGCAGCUCCUGCCAAGAGUCUCAGUGUGGAGCAGAUCCGCUCUGAGCUGAAGGCCAAGAUAGAGGAGGAGGCUUACAAAAAAGGGUAUGAGGAGGGUCUGAAGAGGCUGAAAGAGUUGAAGGAGGAGGAGGAGAAGAAGACGGACGACACUACUAAGGAGAAGAAGGAGGAGAAAGAGGAGGAAGAGAAAGAGAAGAGUGAGGAGGUGCCAGGAGAGAGGGAUGAAGAGGCGCACAGAGAGAAGAGAAGCAACAGUCGGCUCUGGGACCUCUUGAGCGUUGUGGAGCGUUCCUGUCCUAAGGUUCUGUGGCGGAACCGUGUCAUGUGGGUGGCGCUGACGUCCCUCCUGGUUCUUUUGUUCCUCUUCAACCUCCUGGGGUUCCUUAGCAACAGCUCCGUCGCCCUCGGCGACGCCUCAUCAGAGACAGCAGACGCCCCGCCCACCCAGAACAAACUGUUCGGACUCAACGUGGGCUCAAAGGCCAAACAAGCUGCCCAAGAAUAACACACACAUGCACGCGCGCACACACACUCCUGCCUUCUAAAGACUACCCCUACCUACUUGAAUUCUGAGCACACACACACACAUGUAGAUGAAGCCAGAGAUGUUUACCUGCUCUUGUCCACUCUGUUAGUGCUGAUGACUCUGAUCUGGUGCCUCAGGUAGUGGGGUGGAGUUUGAUUGUGAGAUAUUUAAGUUCAAGUUUGAGGUUUUUAUGAUACUAGAUGUUCUUUUUCUCUCUUGCUACUCUGUUGAUGUGUAUUUAAGUGCUGGUGUGUAGAGGAUGUGAGUGUUGUGUGGGACAUGAUGUCUCUGCUGCCCCCUAGAGGCCCUGUGCUUGUUUGCGACUGAUCACCCUUCACUGUGUGCAUCACCUGUGUGUCUGCGGUGCCUACACCCCACUGAACCAGACCAAUAAAGUUCAUCCACCACCA